AUGUCAAAUAUUCCAGAAAGAUGGGAAUUAUUGUUACUUCCUGAAGGCGCAAAGAAAGUAACAUUUGAUAUUGACCCAAAAGUCCCAAAUGCAGCCAAUAUUACAGUAUUAAAUGAAGAUCAUACACUUGGAAAUAUAUUACGAGAACAAUUACUUCAAGAUGAGCGUGUAUUAUUUGCAGGAUAUCGUGUUCCACAUCCUAUUUUAGAGCACAAAUUUGUCCUCCGAGUUCAAACAGAAGAAGGCUAUGAACCAAGAGAUGCAGUAAGCAAUGCAGGCAGAAACUUACUUUAUCAACUUACACAAUUGCGCAAUAACUUUGAACGUGAGUGGGAGCUGAAGAAGAUGGCAGAAGAUUAUAUAGAAUAA
Messenger RNA from Pneumocystis murina B123, 369 nucleotides. RefSeq lists its product as hypothetical. The transcript is spliced from 2 exons. Gene Ontology annotation, molecular function: protein dimerization activity; DNA binding. The record is from RefSeq and is a predicted model, not a curated record. Gene Ontology annotation, cellular component: RNA polymerase II, core complex. NCBI's taxonomy places the organism in Eukaryota, Fungi, Ascomycota, Pneumocystomycetes, Pneumocystales, Pneumocystaceae. Gene Ontology annotation, biological process: transcription by RNA polymerase II. The coding region runs from base 1 to 369 and encodes 122 amino acids.